Molecule: messenger RNA, 819 nt
Organism: Trichoderma gamsii
Lineage: Eukaryota; Fungi; Ascomycota; Sordariomycetes; Hypocreales; Hypocreaceae
Product: DNA damage checkpoint protein rad24
Exons: 5
Coding region: 1-819 (272 amino acids)
Biological process (GO): signal transduction
Cellular component (GO): cytoplasm
Source: RefSeq, a predicted model, not a curated record
AUGGCCACCGAGCGUGAAAGCAAGACCUUCCUGGCCCGUCUCUGCGAGCAGGCCGAGCGCUACGAUGAGAUGGUCACCUACAUGAAGGAGGUCGCUCAGCUGGGCGGUGAGCUCACCGUUGACGAGCGCAACCUCCUCAGCGUUGCCUACAAGAACGUUGUCGGCACUCGCCGUGCCUCGUGGCGCAUCAUCUCCUCCAUCGAGCAGAAGGAGGAGUCCAAGGGCUCUGACAAGCACGUCUCCACCAUCAAGGAGUACCGCAGCAAGAUCGAGCUCGAGCUCGAGAAGGUCUGCGAGGAUGUUCUCGAUGUCCUGGACAAGAGCCUCAUCCCCAACGCCGCCACUGGCGAGUCCAAGGUUUUCUACCACAAGAUGAAGGGUGACUACCACCGUUACCUCGCCGAGUUCGCCUCUGGCGAGAAGCGCAAGGGCGCUGCUACCGCUGCCCACGAGGCCUACAAGAACGCUACCGACGUUGCUCAGACCGAGUUGACACCCACUCACCCCAUCCGCCUGGGUCUUGCCCUCAACUUCUCCGUGUUCUACUACGAGAUCCUCAACUCUCCCGACCGUGCUUGCCACCUUGCCAAGCAGGCCUUCGAUGAUGCCAUCGCCGAGCUCGACUCCCUCUCCGAGGAGUCCUACCGCGAUAGCACUCUGAUCAUGCAGCUCCUGCGUGACAACCUGACCCUGUGGACUUCGUCUGACAGCGGUGAUGCCGAAGCCGGUGAGGCCAAGAAGGAGGAGGGAGAGGCUGCCAAGCCUGCUGAGGAAGAACCCAAGCCCGCUGAGGAGCCCGCGCCCGAGGCUGCUUCUUAA